Messenger RNA from Bolinopsis microptera, 6593 nucleotides. Its product is annotated as myoferlin-like. The transcript has 28 exons. The record is from RefSeq and is a predicted model, not a curated record. Gene Ontology annotation, cellular component: membrane. Lineage: Eukaryota; Metazoa; Ctenophora; Tentaculata; Lobata; Bolinopsidae. The coding region runs from base 104 to 6208 and encodes 2034 amino acids. Gene Ontology annotation, biological process: plasma membrane organization; membrane fusion.
AGAAAAUCAUAGAAUGCUUAUCUGACGAUGACGCUGAUAGUGAUAUAAAUCAAUUGAUAACAUAUAAGGAUUUAUAGUUUCGUUAACAAAAAUAGUCACGACCAUGCGUGAUGGGUUUGGUAACGAGUAUACCCUUGACGUAUUGGUGAAGAGAGCCAAAAACUUGCCUCUUUUUGACAAGAGUGGACAUCAGAGUUCCGUCUUCACAGUAGGAUUUCAGGGAUGGAAAAGCAAAAGCAAAGUGUUUGACAAUGAUCUUAAUCCACGUUACAACGAAAUGUUCACCUUUCCAAUUGGGAUGCAUGGCAUUAUUGAAGAUGACAAAAUUGGGAUAAAUGUAGAAACCUACAAAACGACGGGGCGAGGUCGCUCCCUUGGAAACAUCACCCGAAUUUUUCCAGUUAGCGAACUAAGAAGUGGGAAGGCGGUGAAUUGUUCAUGGGCCCUAAGUGACAAUAACGGUUGCCUUAACGGAGCAACAAUCGAACUAGAGUUAAAAGCAAAGUUUUGGCCUGAAUUGAAAGUCGAAGAAAAAAAGAUACAGUCAAAGCCAAUAAACACGACGUUACUGCCAAAAGAGGUUGAUACGUAUAGGUUGCGUUUUCUGGUCCACAAAUGCACUAAGCUAGUCCAAUCACCCUGUUCGGCAAUAGUAGUGAUUCGCUUUGGAACAGACAUCAAGUCAACCCAGAUUUGUGAACUCACUCAAGAUCCUGAAUUUGAGGAGGAGAUAAACUUUGUCGUCUACAUGAGUCAGAGAGAUAUAGCUAAAGAAAUUGUGACGAUUGAGGUUUUAAAUACCCUACGAACUGAUAAAGAAGCGGUGGUAGGAGACUUUAAAUUUAUGGUAGAGACUGGAUUCACUGGGGAGGCGGUAGGAUGGGAUGAGCCAGCUUAUGAGGCCAACACAGUUUGUCGAACCAUGACAAAGAAAUGGAUAAUUUUAACUAAUCCGUUCCAAACUCCAAAGAAUAUAAAUGGCUUUGUUAACAUGUCGUUUAGCGUGUUGCAAUCAGGACAGUCUUUGGAACAAUCGCCCAUAAUCGAUCCCAUAAUACUCGAUGUGUUAAGAAACGUGAUGAGGCCGAGUGAGGUAACUGCUCAAUACAAAAGGGUAUAUUUCAGAGUUUACCUUGCCGAAGAUCUCCCAAUCAUGGAUAAUCCUGACGAUAUGUCUCAUGUCAUGGAGAAAAUGAGAUUAACGAGGGCGGCAUUCUGUGACCCGUAUGUUGGCAUUUCCUACUGCGGGGUGGAAGCAAGAACUUCCAUAAACUAUGCUAACUACAACCCCCGGUUUAACACUGACAUAAUAUUUAACAUCGAAAUACCAGCUGUAACCGAUACAGUAGUAAUAACACUUUAUGAUUACGACGCUGAUAAAAUCAACUCAGCAGAUAUACUAGCCACGAAGCACUUAUCUCUCACCGAAAUAUCAUAUUUGUCAGAUGACGAAUACGGUUUCGAUCCAACAUUCGGCCCCUCUUUAGUGCCCUUCUAUGGUUCGCCGAAGCAUUUUGAACACUCUCAACACCCUGAACUGAACGAAGGAGCAAAUGGUAUCGGGUAUAGAGGAAGAAUACUGCUGGAGGUGUUUACAAAACCCAGCUUCUCUGUUGGGAUGUUUGCCAACACUGCCCCUGCCCCCGAAGAGGCAAUAAAGAGGGCAGCCAAGGGACUACGAACCCAAAAGUGUGUUCUGGUGAUGGGUGCAAUGGAAGCAACUAUGAUCCCAAAAGAGUUUGCAGACAACCCAGUUAGCUUUGAGAUAUCUGUGGGCGAGUUUGGCUAUGCAAACUCUUUAUUUACUAACCCGACUACAAGUAAGAUAUGGCCUCAGGCACCUUUGUUUGACUCAGUGAAUUACUACUGGCUAGAAUUUGAUAUAGAUCAGGCGUGCAUUAUACCAAUGGAAUGGGAACAUUCAAUAUUUCGACUUGAGCAUUUGAACAUUCUGGAAAGAAUCAGAGACUUUUACAGAAAGUCUUUGGAUGAUAUCGAUGACGAUAUACAAAAAGAAAAAAUCCCCGCUGACAUAAUCUCUUCUAUGAAGAUUCUGGUGAAAAGAACUAUAGACAGGUGCGGCAUUACUCUACCAGAUCUACCAGAUAGUGCCAAUAACUUAGACAAAAACCAGAAAAGCUUAAGAGAGAUGAAGUUGAGAUUAAUCAUUCAAGAAUGUAAGAAACUAGCCCGAGGAUCUCUAGAUGGCACCCCUCUCGCUCUGAAACUCCUUCAAAAAAUUCUUCAAAUCCUGGAUGAAAUCUGUUGUGAACCACAGAUCGAAAUCCCAAAUGUUAUCGUUUACAUGUUCUCUGGAGACAAGCUUGUGGCCUAUUUCUCAAGUCCCAUUCACUACUUCCUAGAGUCUUCAGUAGCGAAAGGAAAGGACUGUGAAAGAAUGAUGUACAUGGAUCUGAAAUCGACUGAUGGACGGGAUAUGAUGGCUGCUCAACUUCUUGGCUUUUUAUGGUUUGGUACAGAAAAAAUGUAUAAAGAAGACUUUCAGUUCCCUUAUGAUGGCCGAAUUUCCUCUUAUGCUGAAAUGUAUGAAAACGAAAUUAUAACAAAUGGGCGAUGGGGUGUAAAGAACUUAACACGGCCGCAAUUCUCGAAUGAAGAUGGAACGAUGCAAACUCCGAAAGAUUUCUUCACGGUACCAAAAGGAUGGACGUGGGAAGGCGAGUGGGAAAUUCAGCCAAAGAAAGGUUCGCUAGUUAGCGAAGAGUUCACACUGAAAGAAUGGGUUGACAGAAGAUAUGAGACGGUGAACUAUUUUGAUCCGGGUGAUAUCGAGACUCAAUGGUGGAACAAGGACAUGAUAGAAUCGAGCGCUAAAGAUGAAGUUAAGUUGUCCAGUGACUGGGAGUGGACACAUGAGUGGGUCAUUGACUCAGAGGAACCUGGAGACGUUGAUGGAUGGUCCUACACACAUAGUCCAGAUAGUCAGACAUACACAUGCUCUGAGAAGAAAGGAAAUUCGUUUAAGAGAAGAAUGUGGAAAAGAGAAAGAGUCAGAAAUGGGCCUCCAGUUCUGCCCGAUAUAAAGGAAGUUGUAGAAAAGAAGGGCGGAUGGGUGUACAGCAAAACAUUCAAGAGCAAGUUCAAUAUUGAAGAAUUAUCAACUGACAUGGUCAGACGAAGAAGAUGGAUUCGAAAUAUGUCCUCAAUGGAUCCUUAUGCUGUUACCUUCUCGACAAAAACAGCAAACGCGGUGGUCACAGUAGCUCCCUCUCUGUUAUUGAAGUUUCCAGAUAUGCUCCGUUACGAAGUUCGAGUUCACAUCUUCCAAGGGAGGACCCUCACUUCCCCCGACAUUAUGGGAUACGUCACGGUGUACGGGAUUGUUUGUGUUUCUGGAGUUACUCAUGUGACAAGGACAAUCGAGCACCAGCUCUCUCCUACCUUCGACCAGACCCUUAAGUUUGAGGAUAUAGAGGUUAUAGGGAGUUCUGAGUACCUACACUUAACUCGACCUAAAGUUACCAUCCUCCUCUUCCACAAGGGACCCCAGGGAGAUGUGUUUAUUGGCAGAACGUCUAUGUUUCCUGAUAUUGCCAAUAUUGGAGUCAGUCACCGGAUGAAGUGGCAUGAAGUAGAGUUGAAGGGAAACUAUGCGGGAGACAUUUUGGGGAUGGCACAGAUCUACAGAUCUCAUACUCCCGAGGAUAAGGCAUUGUUGCCAUUUGAUCCCCCUGUCAUGCCAGACGGAAUGUUUCAGCUUCCCCCAGGAAUCAGACCAGUUAUGAAACUUACUAGAAUCGAGAUUUUAUCGUGGGGAUUACGAAAGCUUAAGUUUUGGAACUCCAAGCCAAUUGAUCACCCACGAAUUGAGAUUGAAUGCGGAGGCAGCACAACGACACUGGCACAAAUUGAAAACGUUAAACUCAACUCCAACUUUCCUGAGACCAGUACCUUUUUCGAUAUUUUGCUGCCAGAAGGAAAUACCUACAAACCACCCAUCAACAUUAGACUUCUCGACAAAAGGGGCAAUGGAUUUAUUCCACUGGUUGGGAAAUAUGUCGUCACCGAGUUUGCCAAGUUUGACCCAGAAUAUCUAGCGAAGGUGAUGGCAGCUACAGACAAGAUAGAGAAGCAGGGAGGAGGUGGUGGAGAUGAAGAGGAAAACUCUUUGUAUAGCUCUGAACAUGGAACCUCUGUCAGUACUGACAGUACUGUCGUCAUCAUCGAGGACGAGAACGAAGGCCAGACAGGGUGCAUGGCAUGUCUCAGUAAGAUGGUAAAGGUGGUAUCCUCCCUCAUGGGUACUGAGGUGUUAGAUGAAACUGAUGAUUGGGAGUUUCUGAGCAUGUACUGGUGGUCCCGGUAUUACGCUAUGCAAGGAAACACGCUUUUGUACAAGACAUUCAAACACCAUGAGCUUCCGAUGAUAUCGGUAUUCGAGAAGGAGAUUGAAUUUUACUACAACAACUUUGCUGACUCGAUCCAACAGUUCAAGUUGCAAACUGUGGCAAAACUAAAAGAGUCAAAAACUGACGAGGACUUGGAAAAAGAUCCCAUUAUUGGGGUUUACAAAGGGUCAUUUAGGAUAUACCAGCUAGAAGAUGGGGUAGAAAAACCUUUGUUGUAUGCUUCAGUUCCAACCUCGAAACCUCUGAGAGUAUUAAUCAGAGUAUAUUGCCUGGAAGGAAUUCAGCUCGCCUGUAACAGCCCUAUUAAAGACAGGUAUUGUGAUGCCUAUAUCCAGCUGCAGAUCGGACCAAAAAUCAUCAAAGACGUUGGAAGUUUAGUCCGCAAAACCAGAAACCCACGGUUCUCCAAGAUUUACAAUGUCGAGACUAUUCUCCCAAACUUUACAGAGCUUUCUGUGUCCGCCUACGACUUCGAGGCAACCGAGGAGAAGCACGACAAAUUGAUUGGAGAGACUAAGAUAGAUAUUGAAAACAGAUUCCUUUCAAUUAAACGACCUAUCUGUUCACUGAUUGAACGUUACAUGAUAGGUGGUCCACACAAGUGGCGGGACUUCAUGAUGCCGACUCAGAUACUGGACGAGUACUGCGUUGCAAAUGGAAUCUUCCUUCCGUCCUACAGCACGGAUGGUACUACUUGCAUUAUUGCUAGCGAGGCAUACACAUUGGAAGAGUUUGAAAAGCACAAAGAAAACUUUGAAGACAGGAAGGUUUGGGGUCCUGCUAAGGAGAGGGUAGCCUUGUAUGUGUUGCUAGAAUUGGGGCUUAUCCGUGACCAUGUGGAGAAGAGAAACCUCUACAACCCUGUUCUACCCGGGGUGUCACAAGGUAGGCUGCUGAUGUGGUGCGACAUAUUCCCUUAUAUGGAGAGUCCUCCAGAACCCAUGAACAUAGACCCUCCUCUCCCAGUGGAAAUGGAGCUCCGGGUCAUUGUGUACGACUGUAUUGACGUGGCCACGGUUGAAGAAGAACCUCCAGAAGAUGCCUCAGCAGACACACUCCAUGAUUUAGUUUCUAAGUCUAAAUUUGUUGGAGAAAAGGAGGCCGACGUUUCUGAGAUUCAUGUUAGGGCUAUUAACGGUGGGGGAUCUUUCAACUGGAGGUUCCUACACAAGUUCCACUACGCCUAUCUGGAGCGCAAGGUUAUAGUUGAGGGAGAGAUCGAGGACCAAAAGUUCGACCCUGUUAUUACUCUGAAUAUCAGUGAUGCUGAUCCUAGUAUUGCACCACUCCCUUAUGGUUCAGUGUCCCUGAACCUAGCGAACUGUCCUAGAGGAGCAACAGACUCAGCUAAAUGUCACAUGUCCAUGAUCCCCGGGUACGAAAAACCACCAGAGUUGAUUGAAGAAGAAGAAGAGAGUGGCAAAAAGGAAACCAUUCCCAAGCUAACCUAUCUGUCUGUUUUUAAAAAGAAGAAAACACUGGGUUGGUGGCCGAUUUAUGUUAAAAAACCGAACGGGUACAUGUACCAGACAGGCAUGAUAAGCUGUGAGCUGGAGGUAAUGACCAAGGCCCAGGCCGCAAAGAGGCCUGCUGGGACAGGUCGAGGGGAGCCCAACACUAACCCUGUAAUAGAAGAACCUAUUCGCAUCCCAACAACGUUCCCAGUGAUUGAUUCUAAGGUUAAGAUGGUGAAGUUUAUCUGGAAGAGUCCUAACAAACCGAAACUGAUUCUUGGACUCAUAGCGCAACUUGUAGGCGGGCUUCUAGCUGGAUUUCUCCUCAACGCUUCCGGUAUGGUUACAAGUUUGCUCGGUGUUGGUGGUGGUGAAGAAGCAUAAAAGACAAAAUGCGAAGAGACCAAACGUACCACAUUUACAUUUACAGCCCAUGACCCGCGGCCGCAUUUGAAUAAUCUAAACUGCACUCGAAACCAAGGAACUGGCAAUGGUAAAAUCUAAAACCAAAGCCAGUAGAGAAUAGAAUUGUAAAUUUUCUGUAGAUGUUAGGGCGGAAUGAUUUUUACAGAGUCGAAAGAAAGUAGAAUGACAAUAGAUUAUUUUGCUUACAGUUUAAAUCGAUAGAGAUGACUCUAACCAGCUUUGCGACUUUCAUUUAUAGUUUAAAUAAAUGACAUCUUAAAAGUUUUUUAUCUACUGAAUUAACAUUGUUAAUCACCAUGUUGUAACCAUAGAUCAAGGAUUCUUUUAACAUUUCAAUAUUACA